AUUUAGGAGACCAGACAGGACGAUCACUUUACAUUGCUUUAUAUUCUGGCUCAUGUUUUUUGUACAUGGCGUCAAACGGGUUAUGAUGCUGUCCUCUCUCUCUCUCUCUCUCUCCCAGCUACCAUAUAAAAAGGGCGCACUUACAAACAGGAGAAAGUUUCUCUCUUCUUUUUUUUCUAUUCAUCUCAUCUCAACACACACACACACACACACAAUAACAACAUUGUAGAAAGACACAAAUAAACAUCAUGAAGAUCCAAACACCUCUCUUGAUUCUCGGCUUGGCUGCUACUGCUUAUGCCCAAACUGAUGCUGCUGCUGGCGAUGCUGCUCCUGAACAAGCCAUCGAUGGAACUACAGCGGACGCCUCAUCCGAUCAACAGACGCAACAACAAGAAGAUCCUGCUGCUGGUGCUGCUGGUGCUGCUGGUGCCAGUGAUGGUGCUGCUGAUGCGGCAGCACCUACGCCUACCGAUCCAGCAGCAGCCGGUGUUUCCGGUGGAGCUGCUGCUGCAACCGACAUGCCUCAGCCCAACACGUCUAUUCCAGAUAUCAACUGGUGGUCUUCUUUGGUCAGCGAUGGCUCGGGUAUUCCCACCGCUGUGCCCUCGGCCAGUGAUCUGCCUGAGCAAGCCUCUUCUGCUUUGUCUUCUGCAGGCGUCGCGGCAGCUUCUCCACUUCCGCCUGUCGCUGGUUCAUCGGCAGGCGUAAUGCCACCUCCCAUGAUGCCCUCUGGCUCAACAGGAUCAUCCGCAUCAAUGCCUCUACCCUCUUCUUCGUCAGUUGCACCUUCUGCAGCUUCCAAGGUCCAAGUGAGCGGAGCGGUUUCUGCAGCCCUGGCAAUGGCAUUCGCGUGGUAUAUGGCGCUCUAGGGAAAUGCCUUUUAAUAUAGCGUUUAUUAAUAGUUAAAGAGUUAUUGCUUUUCUUUUUUAUUUCUCCCCACUACUGCUAAUAUCUUUGCUUUGCCUGUUUCCCAUCCUUCCCCUUCCGUGAUAUAUGCUGUUUGUUGUUAU
Zychaea mexicana is the source of this 1013-nucleotide messenger RNA. RefSeq lists its product as uncharacterized. NCBI's taxonomy places the organism in Eukaryota, Fungi, Mucoromycota, Mucoromycetes, Mucorales, Lichtheimiaceae. Bases 249 to 872 code for a protein of 207 amino acids. The transcript is spliced from 3 exons. The record is from RefSeq and is a predicted model, not a curated record.